Molecule: messenger RNA, 1694 nt
Organism: Chenopodium quinoa (quinoa)
Lineage: Eukaryota; Viridiplantae; Streptophyta; Magnoliopsida; Caryophyllales; Amaranthaceae
Exons: 2
Coding region: 314-1693 (459 amino acids)
Source: RefSeq, a predicted model, not a curated record
AAUAAACCGCUACUUCAAGUAGCGGUUUUUGUUUAAUAAACCGCUACUUCAAGUAGCGGUUUUCUAGCAGGUAUAAUUUCCUGAUUUCACUUUCCUCUUUCAUUUUCGUCUUCUCACCAAAAUCCCAUCCACGCCUUCCACCAAAAUCACACCUCCUUCAACGGAAGCCGGCGCAGCCAAGGAAUCCACCGACGCCGCCGGAGCAUUCCUCAGCAACGAAGGCCGCCGCUGUUGACGCCGAGGGUUCGACUUUAGUGGUCGGCUUCGCUAAUUUCAGAAGAAACGUGCUGAUCUUCUUGUUUGUGAAUGAAACAUGGAGGUUCCGAACUACCCUCUAUAUUGCUAUUGGGGUGGAGAAAUUGUCCACAAAGAUAGCGAUAUAACGUAUAGGGGUGGGAAUCAAAAAUUUGUGUUUGUACAUUCUGCGAUGACAUAUUCACAAGUUCUGAACAAGCUAUAUGAAGAAUUGAGUGUUGAUCCUAGAGGUGUGGAGUUGAAGGUGGUUAUGCGUUAUCCUAUGGCUGGGGCAUAUGUUGCAAUUCCGUUAAAUGACGACAACGCUGUUAGAGCUAUGUGGAUUGCUGUGACUCAGAGUUCUUCUGUUGCAAUGCAAUUGUUCAUUGAACAAGUUCCAAAGGAGCCAGUUGUGCAAACUAACACUGGUUCCUUUCCGGGGAUGGAUUUUUUUGGUAGUGUGGAUCAACCGUUUUCCACUGGUGUUCAAAGUGUGGGCAUAGGGUCAUUCACAAGAAUGCUUGUUGAUCCACAUUAUGUCAAUGACCAUCUCUCACAGUUUAGGUCUCCGGCCUCAUCGCCUAAUGUUGGAACCUCGACAAGCACACAACCACAAGGCAUUCUUGAUUCUCUUGACCCAAACAAUGUUGAUGUAUUUGGCGAUGCAGAGAUGAAUGACACUGAUGAAGAUGAUGAUGAAGAGGUAAUUGAAGCUCUUGAUAAGGCAAUUAAAGGAAGCGCCCCCACUUCAGACUUCAAUGAAGUGGCGCAAGUUGAUCCUCGUUUGAAUAACUCAUGGAUGUCUUGGUUAGGAAAUGAGACAUAUAACAAUGGGGGAGAAUUUGAGGUUGGUCAGCAGUUUGACUCAUUGCAACAACUGAAAGAUGCUGUGAAAUCUUACUCCAUAGCUAGAAAUCAAACAAUUCGAGUUGUGGAGGCAGAGCCAGAGAAAUAUGUUGUUGAGUGCAAGAGGAAAGAACAAUGUAGUUGUUCGUGGAGGCUUAGAGGAGUGAAAGAUCCAACACUCUCUACGUUUAAAAUUGUGAGGUACAACGACCCUCAUGCAAGUAACUGUGUUGGUGACAUCGACUCGGGAGAUCAUAAGCUACUGACUUCCGAGUUCGUUUGCAAUGCUCUUCUAGAUGUCAUUCGCGUUGAUCCUUCAUUGAAAAUCAAGACAAUGGUGCAACUUGUGAAAGAGAAAUUUGAUGGAUUCCAAAUAACCUACAAGAGAGCAUGGCUAGCAAAACAAAAGGCAAUAAAACUCAUUUAUGGGGAUUGGGAGGGUUCAUAUGAACAGUUGCCUAAGUACAUGCAAGCUCUCAAGGAAUCAAAUCCUGGAACUGUUGUUGAGUGGAGGUUGUUAGAGUGUACGGUUCCUGGAACACAUGUUUUUCAACGAGUCUUUUGGGCAUUCAAGCCAUGUAUUGAUGGAUUCCGUCACUGCAGACCCCUUUAGU